Molecule: messenger RNA, 1864 nt
Organism: Theobroma cacao (cacao)
Lineage: Eukaryota; Viridiplantae; Streptophyta; Magnoliopsida; Malvales; Malvaceae
Source: RefSeq, a predicted model, not a curated record
CAACGAACCCAAAAGAACAUGGAAAAGAACGAAAAUUCUUAAAACCAAGAAAGGAAAACAGAAAAACAGAAUCCCUUUCUGUCAAUUCUUGCACCUAUGCCUCACUUCCUACAAAUCUGAACCCCAACGCAAAAAAAAAAAAAAAACCGCCAUGACCGAUCAUCACCACCGGUUCGGCCAGCUACGGUCCACAUCCCAGAUCCUAAAAAAGACUGCCGUGCAAUUCGCCGCCCACCCUUUCGCAUUCCUCUUCCUUUCUUUCCUCCUCCUCUCUUUCCGUUCCUUAGUUGAAUCCGGUUCUCUGCUCCUCACCUCCUUCAUCGACCGCGAUCCUUCUUUCAAAUCCCUCCUUUCCCGCCUCGACCUCCACCCUUCUCACCCUCACGCGCGUCUCCACCCCACUCGUCGCCCCACGCGCCGUCCUUUCCUCCACCUCACGCGCGUCGGCACUCUCGACGACGACUUCUUUUCUUCCGACGACGAUCACCGCGACCGCUCCCCCUUCGGUUCUUUCCCUAACCGCCCCCUCAAUGGCACGCCGGUGAUUCUUUCCAACUUCGACACUAAAUUGGGGUUUUCGGAUUUCGUUGCCGAUAACGGAAUUCUGCUGCCGGAAAUUGUUCGUUAUGGAGUCAAAUUUAAAGCAGCCUUGUUUGACUACGAAAAUAAUGAAGGGGAACAACAAGAAGAAAGAAUUGUGGAUUUUCAGUUCGUUUAUAAAGGAUUGGAGUUGGGACGACGUGACGCGGCGGCGCUGUUCUUUCUCGUCAGCUUUUUAUCGGCAGCUUAUGGAUGGGUAAUUCUAGGGUUUACAGCGAUUUACUCUUUGGUCUUGGGUGUUCUUUUUGUUACAGUUGUUAAUGACUUGAUUGGAAGAUUUGUUUCCUUUUUUGGGGCUUUUUGGGAUGGGUCGAAAAUGGGUUUGAAAAGACUCACUGGGUUCGUUUUAAUGAAAUGGGCGGUGAGAGACGCGGUGACUCAGCUUCUUGGAUUAUGGUAUUUCGGAGAAAUUGAGGAUCAUUACUCGUUUUUCAAGCUUUUUGUUAGGUUAAAGUUGAUGCCUUUUUCAGUUAUGUCACCGUGGAUUAGGGGUUUCGAGAAGGAGAUUUCAGGGUUUUUAUUUACGUGGUUUUUGGUGGAUACUUUAGUUUCAUUUGCAUUUUCAUUAGCUGCUUGGAUUGCUAUUGUGGAUUCGAGGAGAACCGGGAGGGAAAUUAUUAAAGAAGGUUGUUAUUUGAUGUCAACAAUGUUGAACCAAGCGAUACAGAUUAAGUGUUACGAAGCUAUCGUAGGUGGGUCUCUUGCAAGAUGGGUUUUGACUUUUAUAGGUGGGGAAUUUUUCGCUACCCUUAUUCAGGCAGCUUUGGAGGUGUACUUCAUGUUAGCUUGGUUGAUAUUUUACUUUGUGGCUAGGUGUAGGGAAGCUACUGCAGAGGGUAGGAGGUAUGGGAGGAGAGAAUUGGAGGCUUUGAUUGAUGGACUUAGAUGAUACUCAAGUGGGAAAAAAAUGGGUGAAAGUUACUUUUGCUGCUAGAAUUUUCGACUGUGACGCUGAAGAUAGCUGAAGAUGGCGGCAAUCUUUCAACGCUUAGAGUCUUCCUGUUUUUGCAGUGCUAGCGAUGCAAUACUGCCAUUGUUUGUUGUAAGAACCUGCCAAUGCAUUGCAUGUACUUUUAUCACGAGGCAAUAUAUUACCUGUGUAUAUUUUCCACAACAUUGCUUCUCUGUGUAUAUUCUGUUGCAAUCAAUUGUUUUUUACUGCUUUGCAGUACUUGUUCCUCGCUGGUAUCAAUGAGAAUGGUAAUGGUUUCCCAUGCCCCAAAUAGCACUUAUGUUGUUAUACAUAAGACCAUUAUCUUUGUGG